Messenger RNA from Rattus rattus (black rat), 3527 nucleotides. It is a transcript of the gene Nkapd1, whose product is annotated as NKAP domain containing 1. The record is from RefSeq and is a predicted model, not a curated record. The coding region runs from base 561 to 1439 and encodes 292 amino acids. The transcript has 6 exons. Lineage: Eukaryota; Metazoa; Chordata; Mammalia; Rodentia; Muridae.
UGUGUUUGUGUGUGUUUGUGUGGGGAGGGCGUUUCGAGGGAAGGCUGCGGAGAGCGCCGAGGCUGUGGCGGGGCAGGGAGCCCGCUGACAGAAAUGGGGGUGUUUUCCCCGACUUCCCCUUGGAAACCUCAAGCUCCCCCUGAGGCACGCUAGACACUUCCCGGGGCCCAACGGAAGGCCGUGCCCAUGCCCCGUGUCCCCUUUCUGUCCCGGGAGUGAAACCGAACCGCCGGGCGCCGUCCCAGCCCAGCGAGAGCGGGGAAUGCCCCGGUCCGCCCGCAGGCCGCGUUCCGCGCCUGCGCCCGCUCUGGCCUGGGUCCCGGAGAGAGAGCCGCCUGGCGGGCUCGGCUGGGGGAAGGCAGCCGUAGCCUGGGCCUCGGGUGAGGGCACUGUAACCGGUGGGAAGGCUGCGUUUUCACGAAGGACUCGGGUGAAGCUGCAGAGCUGCCUUUCAGCCCUGACUCCUUGGCUUCCUGGGUCGGAGGAGAUCUUGUAAUGGAGUGGUUCUUCGUCUCACACUAACAAGAUGCCUGAUUUCCUCAGGAUCGAGGGAUUCAAGAAUGUCACGGGUUCCAUUGGGGAAAGUCCUCCUGAGGAAUGUCAUCCGGCAUACAGAUGCUCACAAUAAGAUUCAGGAGGAAUCCGACAUGUGGAAAAUCAGAGAACUAGAGAAGCAAAUGGAGGAUGCUUACCAGGGGACCAGAAGGAACACAGUACCCAGCAGCUCAAGUCGGAUGAGAAGUGAUGGUUUUGAUGAAGAAAGUCAGAGAGACUACUGGAGGUCAAAGAAUGAAAUUUCUGGGGCCCUGGAAGAUGAUUUUCUUAAGGCUAAAUCCUGGAACAAGAAGUUAUAUGAUUAUGAAUCCAAUAUACCAGACAGAUGGGGUCACAGUGGUUAUAAAGAGUUGUAUCCUGAAGAGUUUGAAACAGACAGUAGUGAUCAGCAAGACAUUACCAAUGGGAAAAAAACAUCUCCCCAAGUAAAAUCAUCUGCCCAUGAAUCCCGAAAACAUAAGAAGUCAAAGAAAUCCCAUAAGAAGAAGCAGAAAAAACGGUCACACAAAAAACAGAAGAAAAACAAAAAGGAAGCUCCGGACAUAACAGCAGAUUCAUCGAGUGAGCCCUCAGAGGAAACUCGAGCUUCUAGUGCCAGGAAAAGGAAGCAACCACACAAGAGCAAGAAAAAGUCCAGGAAAAAGUCUCCUAAGAAAUCUUCACCUUUAGGGGGAGAAAGUGAUACUUCUCAGACAGAUGAUUCUGCAUCUAGCAGUUCUGAGGAAAUGGAGGAAAGAGACACUAAGAAAACUAAAAGGAAAAAGAAAGAGAAGAAUGUCCAUGUUCCCAUGCCUGACCCUGAGGUACCCGAGAGGACAAGCAAGCGCAGGAAUUGGAAGGUGGCUACCGAUGCAAGGUCUGCUGAGAGCUCAGAGGAUGACUAAGUGGGAGAGCCACGGUCCUUCUUCCCACUGACUCUUAAAAAGGGGGGUGGGUUGCCGGUGACUCCUUCAGGAGUCUGAGGUCAGAGGUCAGAGUUGUCCUGCCAGAUGCCCUUUUUCCUACCUUGGCUUGUUAGUCUCCAUCCCCUUUUGUUAAUCGGGAAUCUGGUAUUUUGUUAAGGUUUCUUGAAGAGAUUAUUUUUUUCAAUUAAUCACUUAGGGUAGAAGACCUAUACAGCAAAUUAAAGAACCCAGAAAGCUGAACUCAGUAAUGACCUGGGCACACCAAUCAGAAUGUUGGAUUUGGGGGAAUCAGGAGUCCAGGAUGAAGGGAGGACUGCAGUAGUGCUAAAUAGAAUGGUUUGACAAGGAGACCUUGCUGUGUAUACAGGAGGUAGACUGGCUUCAGCUUUGGUGCUUUGGUUCUUCUGCAGUUGGGCCCUAUAGGCAUCUAGUUUAGUGAGGAAAUAAUUAUAAGAACAAACCCUUUCUCUUCGUGGUAAUAUCUACAGAUGACUGCUAAGGAACAUAGGGUUUUCAGCCUAAUUUCCCUGCUGGUCAGGGAGGGUCUACAGCUACAUUUAGCAUAACUCGAACAUAACAGUAACUGGAUAGUAAAUGUUUUUCUAGUUCCAUUGCUGUAUAUUGCCUAAAUGGGCUUGUGUUUGAAAUUAUUUGUUUAGUUGUCCUACCUAUCACAUGAAAAGAAUUAGGAAGUAGUUAUGUUGCCAAUGAUGCUUUCAAAGAGAUUCAGGGCAACAGCCAUCUAAAUGUCUUUUUCCUCCCCUUUUUGUCGAGUUGGGGAUUGAACCGAAAGGCCUUGCAUAUACUAGGCAAGUGCUCUACCAUUGAGCCAUACCCCCCAGUCCUGUUGUUUACCCUUUUCAUUUCUAAUUCUAUUAAUGGAUUUUAGAUUUUCCCUGAAACCAGUUGAAUCAAUUCCAAAAUGAAACACUUCUCAGGGACAUACCCAUUUCCCAGUCUUUGUGUUUUGAGUACCAAGAACAUUAUUUUCCCCUGCUAUAUACUGUGAUCCUGAUACUAAAAGAAACCAAAAUACCACUGGAAAGUGGCUGGUAGAAGAGUUGACUUUUCAUUAAGAGGAAAGAUAAAGUGACAUUGUCAGGGUUUUGAGGUUGUCACUUUGGUACUGAGUGAAAUGCAUUGCAACUCAAGAUUAUGGGUCAUGGUUCUGCCACUAAUGGAUUGAGUUCUAGAGCAGGUUAACUAACCUCCCUGGCCUUACUUUUUGCAUGUGUAAUACAAAGAUACUUCAUGGUUAGCAUGACAGACACCAGCAAUAGAAUAUGACAAUGCUGACAUCCCAUGAAGUGGCAUUUUAUAGUUCUAACUAAAUUUGUGCUCUUUGUGGAACAUAUUUCUAAUAAAGUGCUUGUUCUUAAAACACAUGGUUGGCCAGAUGUGCCCUAUCCCUUGAUUAUGAGGAGGUGCCGCCUUUUGGGAUACUGAAACACUAAUGACUUUAGUACUCAAAUGCCAAUGUCCCAUGGUAUAUUCUUUUCCUUGGGUUUAGUGGAGGGAGAGUCUAGUUACUACCUCAUAACCUUCUAGAAGCAAGUGAUAUCUUUGUUGGAAGUAGUUUUGGGCAUGCAUUUUUAGUGCGGUUUUGUGCUACAAAUGCACUGAUUCUAAGCGCAGACUCAGGAAGAUGGUCCUGCAGAAUAAGGUACUUCCAAGUUUGAGUUUUGACCUUACAUUCCUUCCAUACUGACAGACUUAUCUUUUCCCCAAGGAAAGCACAUUUUGCCUGAUUUAUUUUGACGCCCCUCCCCACCACGUUCCAUCCUUUCUUGGUUACAUAAGCAAUAAAAUUGUUUCUGUUCUAAUCCAUGCCUUAGGUUAAGGCUUUGAUGGUUCCUCUAAUCCCCUAACAAUGGUUUAAGGCCACUUUUGAAAACUAUUUGCAUUACCAGUCCUGGAACAUUUCUUGUCAGUGUUCCUUAGAGAUGAUUAUGUUGAAUCCUAAAUUGGGAUUUAGAAGAAAAAGCAUUGAUCGGAGACUUCACAUUUAUUAACUGGUGUGAUACAACUUGGAAUUACUGAAUUCCAAUAAAUAAAAUUUCACUUGAA